Messenger RNA from Klebsormidium nitens, 681 nucleotides. Lineage: Eukaryota; Viridiplantae; Streptophyta; Klebsormidiophyceae; Klebsormidiales; Klebsormidiaceae. The record is from the annotation of a GenBank genome assembly.
AUGCGUCGAAAUGACUUCACACACUUACUGAACGGCCUUACUGCUGCCCCCAGGUUCCAAUACGAGGAGGACGUGAAGAAGAACUCGCUGAACUACGACGCGUGGUUCGACUACGUGCGAUUAGAGGAGAGCAACGGCGACACGGAGAAGGUGCGGGAGGUGUACGAGAGGGCCAUUGCAAACAUCCCGCCUGCAGAGGAGAAGCGCUACUGGCAAAGAUACAUCUACCUGUGGAUCAACUACGCGUUGUACGAGGAACUAGAGGCGGACGACCCGGAGCGGACGCGGGACGUCUACCGCGAGUGUUUGCGGAUGAUACCCCACAAGAAGUUUAGCUUCAGCAAGAUCUGGAUCAUGGCCGCGCAGUUCGAGAUCCGGCAAAAGGACCUUGCGGCAGCGCGAAAGAUUCUGGGGACUGCCCUUGGGAUGGCGCCCAAAGACAAGGUGCGUGCUGCGGGCUGCAAUCAUCUUCCGGACGUACAUCGCAUCGAGCUGACGCCGGCCGAGGUAGACCGGUGCCGGCAGCUGUACGAGAAGUAUCUAGAGUGGGCGCCUAGCAGCUGCUACGCCUGGACCAAGUUUGCGGAACUAGAGCGGACGCUCAACGAGUUUGACCGCGCGCGCGGCAUCUUCGAGCUGGCGAUCGCGCAGCCGGUGCUGGACACGCCGGAGCUGCUCUGA